Messenger RNA from Fonsecaea nubica, 3522 nucleotides. RefSeq lists its product as hypothetical. Bases 1 to 3522 code for a protein of 1173 amino acids. The record is from RefSeq and is a predicted model, not a curated record. Gene Ontology annotation, molecular function: iron ion binding; 2 iron, 2 sulfur cluster binding. NCBI's taxonomy places the organism in Eukaryota, Fungi, Ascomycota, Eurotiomycetes, Chaetothyriales, Herpotrichiellaceae. The transcript has 10 exons.
AUGACAACCGUUGACAGCACAAACUUCCUUGCCAAUGGCGGGUACCUCCAAAAGGGGCGAGAGAAGAACCUCCGCCCGGUCGACUUGGGGAGGAAGACGUUGAGUUUGGCACCUUCCAGAUGGUAUCGCGACGAGAAGAUCUUCCAGCUCGAGCGGCGCGCGUUGUUUUCCACGCUGUGGCACGUGGCGAGUUUCAAGGCGCGCUUUCAGAAAGCAGGGGAUUACCUGACACUCGAGAUGUUUGGAUGGAACUUCUUCCUUAUCCGAGACAAAGACGGGAAUAUCAACGCAUUCCACAACAUCUGCCGGCAUCGAGGCCACCCGGUCACCCAGAAGUCCAGCGGAUCCAGCACGGUCCUGGCAUGUCGAUUUCACGGCUGGUCGUAUCUUCCCACCGGAGACUUACACAAAGCUCGAGAGUACAGCAAUCUUCCAGACUUUGAUCCCAAGCAAAAUUCGCUUUUCAAGAUCCACACCCAUGUGACCGCCCAGGGAUUCAUCUUUGUGAACUUCGAUGCAAGGGAGACUCCUGCGGUGAGUUUCGAGGAGCAAUUUGGUGACGACUUCGAUCCAGCGCCCACGACAAAGACAGGAAAGGAGAUUGGUGACGAGUUUGCGCUCUUUCCCAACGACGGAUGGGAGUAUGAUCAUACCUGGAAGAGUUCUGUGGCGGGAACCGAGUUCAACUGGAAAACUUUCGCGGAUGGAUUCCAGGAAUGCUACCACUGCCAGACAGGCCAUCCAACAACUCUGCCCAAGGACUUUGCACUAGACCAGUAUUACCUGCGGCAAGGAAUAGGAGCAUCUCGGCAUUUCCUGCCUCCCAAGAAAGAAGGUUUAUCAGAAGCAUAUAUCACCUGGUUGUUCCCGAUCGGUGCCAUCAUAUUUAGUGAUAACCUCUUGUUCAUUGCUCGCUUUAACGCAACGGGAGCACUUGAGACAUCGUAUCAAAGCGAAACCUAUCGGAGGUCGAGUAUGCAGAAACCUAGUGCGGAGUACGACCAUUGGAUGGAACAUGACAUUGGAUAUUGGCGAUUCGUCGAGACUGAGGACGUUGAAUUGGCCAUUAACGCCCAGAAAGGGUUCCAAUCUGGGGUUCUGGGGUUAGGCAGACUGCACUCGAUUGAAGAACACGCGGUCAAAUGGUAUCUUGACAAGGUACGGACUGUGCUAGUGGGACACGCCGAGGCGGAGAAAGCAGAAGGUAAAAAUAUCGAUUUUUCAGUUCCCAAGGCGCAGAGCGAGGCGGCUGAGCAGGACGAACUCUGCCUGUUACCAUACCACAUCACAUCAACGUCGUCGCUCCCUUUCUCGAAUUGCACCGGGAAGAAGCGUAUGACCCGAAGACUCACCAUCACUGGCAGCCGCUCCGAGAUGGGCCUGCUUGAAGACUCCCCUGUUGAGCCCGAGACACCUCCGCCCAGUUGGUCACCCGCCAGCCGCGACUUUUGGAAGAAGCCUUCAAGAUGGCAGAUUUGCAUGCCCCGGUUACGUCUGGUGCUAAAAGUAAUCGCCACGUUUGCCGGCUUCAUUUUGUUCGUCAAGAUAAUGAGUGCAACACCUCCCGCUCCACCGCCUGAACCCGCACCAGAAAUACCAGAAGUUCCUCAAGGACCAGAUAUCCCUGAAAUCAUAGAGACCCCAGAGAUCACGGAGCCUCCACCUCCACCGCCAACCGAGGAUGAGUUGAUGGAAAUGACACUGGAGAACUCAAAGAAAGAGCAAUGGAUAUGGAAAGACUUUCCAACGCAUGACGGUUUGACGCGUGGAACGUCACAUCUGCGCGCUUGUGAGACUGGUGAAAUCGACUGCAAAAAGACGAGUCCUCUCCUUGUUCGCUAUGAUGGUUAUCGAGCUUUUCAGGAACCCUUGGAACACAUCGUAUCCUGCGUUGGUCCGCGUGGUGUGCCAUUGAACGAGAGCUAUGAAGACGCCGUUUGGGCGUAUCCUGGUCAAGCAAAUGGUGCCGUCGAGCCUAGCCUUGGAUCGUAUGAGGCGUCUGGCUUGGAUGGGAGUGUAUCUUUUGAUCGCGUUGGUCGUUUUCAGGCGUAUGGCCUCGAUCAGUGGGAUGCUGCUGAUGUCCAAGAAAUGAAGAAGAUGAGCGACGUCGACUGGGACGUGGUUGACUGGGGUGAAUUACAGGAUGACUGUGCUGUCGUCAACAGACACCGUUUUCGGCCACUUAAAGAGCGACCUGCUAACUCGAUUCAAUAUUCCAAUCUUCGACACAAACAUGACAAAUCUUCGUCCAGAACGCUCUCCUCGACGCUAGAACCCGGCAUGGUCAACAAGGCUAAGCGCACGGCGAUUCUCAUUCGUGUUUGGACCGGUGCAAAAUGGACUGCCGACGCCGUGAUGAAUAUUCGCGCAAUGAUUGCAGAGGCUUCUUUGGCCAGCGGAGGGAAGUAUCAGGUAUUUCUUCUUCUCCAUGUCAAGGACGAACAUAUCCCACUCUUUGUUGGCGAGGACGAGCCGAGAGCAACGAUCGAGAAGCACAUCCCACCCGAGUUUCGAAGCAUGACAGAGGUCUGGAACCACGCUCAGAUUCGCAGCUUGUAUUCAAACCUCGCUGAACAUGCUUUUGUUGGCCGAUCGCCCUGGAUGAUCAUCCAAUGGUUUGCUCGCAAUCACCCGGAGUUCGAUUUCUUUUAUCAAUGGGAGUUCGACGUGCGCUAUACCGGCCACUACUUGGACUUCUUCGAAGCAGUGGAAAGUUUUGGGCGCAACCAACCCCGAAAAGGCAUCUGGGAACGAGCAGGGAGAGUCUAUAUCCCCUCCGUCCAUGGCGACUUUGACACCGAUUUCCGCAAUUUAACCACAGAGGAAGAUCCUCACCAUGUGUGGGGGCCGGUGUCCGUCGAAGGGGUCAAACCUCGUGGUCCUAAGCCGCCAAAAGAGGACGAAGAUAAUUUCGAAUGGGGUGUCGGUGAAGAUGCUGACUGGAUUGGCUUUCUCCCAAGCUUUAACGUGACUGGCACUGGCUGGUGGUUCCGCAACUACCUCUGGGGUUAUGCCCAGGGCUCGUCGACACCGAGGAGGGCCACUCUCAUUGCGCAAGGCAGAGUCAGUCGACGCGUUCUGGAAAUCAUGAAUUAUGAAAAUGCAGAGAAUGGGCAUCACAUUGACGCAGAGAUGUUCCCUCAGACCAUGUGUCUCCACCACGGGCUGAAAUCCACCACAUUCCCGCACCCUAUUUUUGCCGAUCGAUUUUGGACUCCCGAGGCGUUGCAAUCAACGUUCAACGGGGGACCCUUUGGCCAGGCUGGAGGCUAUUGGAAUAGCACCUUUAGCAAGUGGAACGAACAUGCGUGGACCAACAUGACGUGGUACUACAGCUCUGCUCAAGCCAUGCCGAUUUUCCAACGCCUCCUCGGUAUCACAGCGCUCGAAAGCGGUGGUCAAGAAUGGGAGGAUGUGUACGGCCGUACAGUCGUUCGCCCCAUGCUACUUCAUCCUGUCAAGGGUGCGAAAACCUGGCAAUGGACUGCAGAUGGAUGGAAGCAGACCAAGGCUCGAACCUGA